Nomia melanderi (Alkali bee) is the source of this 9969-nucleotide messenger RNA. Lineage: Eukaryota; Metazoa; Arthropoda; Insecta; Hymenoptera; Halictidae. The record is from RefSeq and is a predicted model, not a curated record.
CCUCCGCCUCGAUACUCAUUUCGCCGGCCAGCGAGACCAGCGAGGGUCGGGACGCCUCGCCACCGGACGGAGGCAAGUCCUCGCCGCCGGCGUACACGGGCCUCAGCCCGCCAGAGUACGCCGGGCACGAGUACGAGAGCUGCGAGACGCCGUCGCCCAUCUUCGCCAGCUACCCGCUGGCCUCGUACGCCGAGGAGACGCGCCACGGCCGGUCCAGGUCCUCCGUCUCGGAGGCGGACCGGCGCCUAGCGGCCGAGCAGCGGUUCGCCGAGUCCGACAGAGCGGAGGGCCCGCGUAGGUCCAACUCCUCGAGGGACGGCGCGUUCGAGGAGACCGCGGGCAGGUCCAGGGACGUCGCCAGGCUGCGGCCGCCGCUGACCGCCGUGGCCGGCACCUCCGCCGACUCCGGCACCGGCGACUCCGGCAGCGCCGAGAUCCAGGUGGAUCCUCUCGGCACGCCCCGCGCCAACGCCGCCGGCGAGAUCAACGACGCGGCCAGCUCGCCCGGCGAGAUCGGGAACGGCAACAAGUCCUCCUCCGUCAAGACGCCGACCGGCGGCAAGCAGACCGUCAAGCUCUUCACCAAGGAGAGCCUCGACCGCCUGGAGAACAGGACCGUGCAGCUCGUCAGGGAUUACGGGUUCCAACCGAAGAGACGCAUGUCCGUCGAGGACGGCGCGGUGCUUCCAAACAAAUACGAACCGUUCCCCACCGAACUCUACGGCAGGCCGCUCGAGGAGAUCGACAAUUUUAUUUACGACGAGACGUUUUGCGUGGUUUCCAAGAGAUUUCGUAAGAACUACAUCCACAGGUUCACAGCGACGAACAGUUGGUUCAUAUUCUCACCGUGGAAUCCUAUAAGACGGUACUGUAUCUUCCUAAGUACGAAUCAGUACUUCGAUUACAUGGUCAUGGCUACGAUAAUAUUAAAUUGUGCCUUCCUCGCCAUGACGGAAACCAUCGAGGAAGCAGAAUAUAUAUUCCUAGCUAUAUACACAGCCGAAAUGGUGAUCAAAUCGAUAGCGAAAGGAUUCGUGCUGAAUAAGUACACCUAUCUGCGGAAUCCCUGGAACUGGCUGGAUUUCGUGGUGAUCACCAGCGGAUACGCCACUAUAGGGAUGGAAGUAGGGAAUUUAGCGGGGCUGAGGACCUUCCGAGUAUUGAGGGCUCUGAAGACCGUUUCAAUUAUGCCUGGUUUAAAGACCAUCAUCAACGCGUUAUUACAUAGUUUUAAGCAGCUGGCCGAGGUGAUGACGCUCACGAUCUUUUGCCUGAUGGUGUUCGCGCUGUUCGCGUUGCAAGUCUACAUGGGCGAGCUCCGGAACAAAUGCGUGAAGAACAUCGAACUGAAUAACACGCAAAUCGACUGGAACGAGUGGACUUGGAACUCGUCCAACUGGGCAUUCGACGAAGACGAGGAGCCAAUAAUUUGCGGGAACGCGACCGGCGCCAGACACUGCAACGAGAGCUACAUCUGCCUUUGCGUUGGCCCGAAUCCAAACCACGGCUACACGAACUUCGAUAAUUUCCUAUGGUCGAUGCUCACCACGUUCCAGCUAAUUACUUUGGAUUACUGGGAAGAUGUCUACAAUAAGGUGUUGUCGGCGUGCGGACCUAUCAGCGUCUCGUUCUUCACGGUGGUCGUGUUUUUCGGCUCGUUUUACUUGAUCAAUUUGAUGCUAGCCGUCGUUGCGCUGAGUUACGAGGAAGAAGCUGAAAUUACAAACGAGGAACGAAGGAAAGAUUUAACCGACCAUCGCGAGGACUCGACGUUUAGUUUCGACCCGACAAAGAUCAACGUGAAGACACUUGCCAAAGAGAAGCAGAAAAAGUUGGACGCCAGGAAGGGCGUUCUGCUGAGUAGCUACACGCGAAAGAAGACGCGGAGAAGAAGACGCGGAAGAAGCAACGCGGGCUCCGGCUCUUCCGGCCAAGAGAAGGGCAGUGCCGUGCCGAGCAGGUCAGUGACGCCUAGCCCGAGUCCGAGUCCUCGGCACUCGAGCGUCCGGCCGUCGCACCUGCUGCUGCAGAACGUCAGCCCCAGGACAGCGGAGAACAACACGGUGCACAGGCUGGCGCCGAACCGGGGGAUGCUGCACUCGAGGCAGGCGAGCAACAACAGCAACCAGCAGUCGUCGCUGGACGACUCCGGGGUGGUGGACGACCACGACGCCGACGACGUCACGUCGGUCGAGGAGCACGACAAGCGCGACCAGCGGGAGCCCAGGGGAGAGUGGCAGGAGAAGGGGGCCAGCAACAGCAACGCGGACAUCAACGUCGAGCAGGAGCACGCCCGGGCCAGGGCCAGGCCGGACGCCGACGCGGACGUCGACGGCGAAAGCGAACGGGAGAAAUCACUGCCGACGCGCUCCGGGCACCUGCGGACGGCCACCAACGUGUCCGGCCCGCUCGCGGCCGGGACCACGCGAGAAAUCAGGGUGUUCAAGUGCAACGGCGUCAAAACGAAGAAACAGAUGUACACCCUGCCGCCAGAGUACCUGUCGCACAUCGUCAUAUUAGAUGAUCUUCCGGAUCGAAACUGCGAGAAAUGCAUACAGUGCUGCAUCGAUUACGAGGGUUGGCUGCGGUUUCAAAAUUGUCUGUACAAGGUAGGUACGAAAAAGGUAAAAGACCCGCUAUUCGAGUUGACAAUCACGUUGUGCAUCGUCCUGAACACCGGUUUCCUGGCGAUGGAGCAUCACGGGAUGAGCGAGUCGAUACGACAGGCGCUCAACAUCGGUAAUAAAGUGUUUACCAGUAUCUUCACCUUCGAAUGCUUGCUGAAGCUGUUGGCGCUGAGCAAAGACUUCUUCGCCAACGGGUGGAACAAUUUCGAUUUGAUAAUAGUGUCAGCGUCUCUGAUAGAUCUGACCUUCGAGCUGGUAGACGGCCUCUCCGUGAUACGCGGACUUAGGCUGCUCCGUGUCUUAAAGCUGGCGCAAUCCUGGACGACGAUGAAGGUGCUGCUCAGCAUAAUCAUCUCGACGAUCGGGGCCCUCGGGAAUCUGACGUUAGUCCUGGUGAUCGUGAUCUAUAUAUUCGCGGUGAUCGGCAUGCAAUUGUUCAGCAAGGACUACACGCUGGACAAGUUUUACCCGGACCCGGUGCCCCGUUGGAACUUCAACGAUUUCUUUCACUCGUUCAUGAUGAUCUUCCGCAUACUGUGCGGCGAGUGGAUCGAGCCGCUCUGGGACUGCAUGCGGGCCGAGCAGGAGGACGGGCCGGGCGCCUGCUUCGCCAUUUUCCUACCAGCGUUGGUCAUGGGCAACUUCAUGGUGCUGAACCUCUUCCUCGCGUUGCUGCUCAACAGCUUCAACUCCGAAGAGCUGAAACAGAAGAAGGAGGAGGUGGGCGAGGACUCGAAGCUCGCGAGGUCCUUCGACAGGAUCCGAUCCAUCAUCCGGAAGAACAAGUGCUCGCGGAUGGCGCAGGGCGCCGCGAAGAUCAAGGGCAAGGACCCGCGGCUGGAGAAGAUCGUGCGCCAGGUGAUGGACCGCUCGGACAGCGAGACCAAGUACGCCAUUCAGGAGACCGUGCUCAGCCUCCCGAAGGACAACGUCUACAACAGGUCCUACCAGGAGAGCUUGAAUCAGCCGGUGUUCACUUACGACCCGAUGUACGGCCACCCGCCGGACUCCAGGCAGCACAACUACGACCAAUGGGACGAGAGGGAGGAGGAGGAGGAGGAGGAGGAGGAGAAGAAGGACGAAGAGUCGCGCAGUGAGCAAUCGAACGGCUCCAAAGAGAAACACCCGGAAUCGAAGGAGGACAACGCGGACGAGUCGCAGGACACCGAACACGCCAAGUACUCGUCGCCGGGCAAGGCGCCCGCGGAGGAGAGGACCGCCAUGCUGCAGCAGGACGAGCCUCCCUCGACGCGCGAGGAGCGCGUCCCCAAACGACCUUGGCACGCGCUGGUCAGCUACGUGGACGAGCUGACGGUCGGCGGCAGGAGGGACAGCAAGGGCAAAUACUUGGACGGAAUGGGCUCGUUCCCGGGAUUCGGCAGGCACAAUCGACGGAAAGAGCCGCAAGACUGCUUCCCCCGGCAGUGUUAUCAGAAAUGCAGCUGCAUGGAUCGAUGCGUAGCGACGUCGAUCGGGAAAAAGUGGAUCAGACUCCGCACAGUAAUCCUCUCAGUGGUGGACACGCCGGCAUUCGAAUGGAUGAUAUUAGUUUUAAUUUUCGCAUCUUCCAUAACGCUCUGUUUCGAAGACAUUUACUUAGAUGACAAUCCUUUUUUGAAGAGAAUACUCUAUUGGACCAAUCUUGGCUUCUGUGCCCUUUUCAGUAUCGAGAUGCUACUCAAGUGGUUAGCUCUGGGUUUCUGCAAAUAUUUCACCAGUUUUUGGACAAUCUUGGAUUUUAUAAUCGUCUUCGUGUCAACGUUUAGUCUAUUGAUAGAGGAGAAUGAGAACUUGAAAGUGUUAAGAUCGCUGAGAACGUUGCGAGCACUGAGACCGCUGAGAGCGAUAUCGAGAUGGCAAGGCAUGAGGAUCGUAGUGAACGCGUUGAUGUAUGCGAUACCCAGUAUAUUCAACGUGCUCCUCGUCUGUCUCGUGUUCUGGCUGAUAUUUUCUAUAAUGGGCGUGCAAUUUUUCGGAGGCAAGUUUUUCAAAUGCAUCGACGAGUACGGCGAACUGUUAGACGUGUCGAUCGUAAACACGAAAGACGAUUGCCUAAGGAAAAAUUACUCUUGGGAGAAUAGUAAGAUCACGUUCGAUCACGUUGGGAUAGCUUACCUGGCUCUAUUUCAAGUAGCCACGUUCGAAGGUUGGAUGGAGGUGAUGCAGGACGCGGUGGACGCGAGGGGCGUCGACCUUCAGCCACAGAGAGAAGCGAACAUUUAUGCGUAUUUCUACUUUGUGAUAUUCAUUGUCUGCGGCUCGUUUUUUACACUGAAUCUCUUUAUCGGAGUAAUUAUAGACAACUUUAACAUGUUGAAGAAAAAGUACGAAGGUGGAGUGUUAGAAAUGUUUUUGACCGAAAGUCAAAAACACUACUACACUGCCAUGAAAAAACUCGGCCGUAAAAAGCCGCAAAAGGUGAUAAAGCGUCCGAUGAAUCAAAUCCUCGCAAUGUUUUACGACCUGUCGAACUNUUCCAGAUUCGAAAUAGCAAUUUUCAUUUUGAUAUUCCUGAAUAUGCUGACAAUGGGGAUCGAGCAUUACGAUCAACCGCAUCCGAUUUUCUUCGUCCUAGAGGUGUCCAAUGCGUUUUUCACGACCGUUUUCGGCUUAGAGGCAAUCGUCAAGAUCAUAGGACUACGUUACCAUUAUUUCACGGUCCCGUGGAAUCUGUUCGACUUCCUCCUAGUGCUGGCUUCGAUCCUAGGGAUAUUAAUGGAGGAUAUUAUGGUAGACUUCCCAGUGUCCCCGACGCUCCUGCGAGUAGUGAGAGUGUUCAGAAUCGGUAGAAUCUUAAGGCUGAUAAAGGCCGCGAAAGGCAUUCGAAAACUGCUGUUCGCUCUGGUGGUCAGUCUUCCAGCGCUGUUCAACAUCGGUGCCCUCUUAGCCCUGAUCACGUUUAUUUACGCCAUCAUCGGCAUGUCGGUUUUCGGGCACGUCAGGAAGCAAGGUGCACUCGACGACAUGGUAAAUUUUGAGACUUUUGGCAGAAGCAUGCAAUUACUGUUUCGAUUAAUGACAUCCGCCGGUUGGAACGACGUGCUGGAGUCGCUGAUGGUGCAACCACCGGAUUGCGACCCGACACCCACUAGCAGACAGUUGAACGGGAAUUGCGGAUAUCCUCUCUUGGCAAUAACUUAUUUUACCUCAUUUAUCAUAAUCAGUUACAUGAUCGUCAUCAACAUGUACAUCGCCAUUAUUCUCGAGAACUUUAAUCAGGCCCAUCAAGAGGAGGAGAUCGGCAUCGUCGAGGACGAUUUGGAGAUGUUCUACAUCCGGUGGUCCAAGUACGACCCGCAUGCGACGCAGUUCAUAAAUUUCUCGCAGUUGAGCGAUUUUAUAGCAAGCUUAGACCCGCCACUAGGAAUAUCGAAGCCCAACAUGGUCGCGUUGGUCAGCUUCAAUCUUCCUAUCGCGAAGGGUAAUAAGAUUCAUUGUCUGGACAUUCUACACGCACUUGUCAAGCACGUUCUCGGGCACGUCGAGGAGUCCGAGGACUUCCGGAAGUUACAGGAGCAAAUGGACAUUAAGUUCAAGAAGCAAUUUCCUACUCGCAAAGAGCUUGAAAUUGUUUCUUCGACACGGAUGUGGAAGCGUCAGGACAAAGCGGCCAGACUGAUUCAGCGCACCAUUAGAGAAUUCAUAGCAGCGAAAAAGGAACGCGAAAGAAUGGCCCAGGAAGUGGAUUCGCAAACGCAAACGUCUAGUCCCGGCGUUGGGAACGAGGGUAGGGGCGGGGGUGGAUGGAGUGGCAAAGUAUCGGCUUUUCUUCAUGUACAUAGAGGUAGCCGUGCCAGUAGCCGCAAGUCCUCGAGGGCCAGCGACGCCAGCGAUUUCAGCGAGCUUGGUGCCGCCUCGGCAUGGCUUUUUCCAAAUUUGCCUUUGCUGUUGCUCUCCGGCGCCACCGGUACUCACGAGGACCUGCCUCCUCCCGCUCUGACCGUAUCCCGUCCCUCACCGACCACGGAACAACAAUCGUUUGCUGGUGGCCCCGUUGCUAGUCCUACCUCCUCUGAUCUACACACCAGUAGAUCGAUCGCGGGACCGACUCUCGGCCGACAGGACGCCGUCGAAAGUUAUCCCGACGAGGAAGUACCAAGUCUUCCUACGAAGCGCAGAUCGCUCCCGCCGAGUGCCACGACGCUCUCCCUAAACACCUUGCAUCGUGACAUCAAGGAAGCAUUUAGCAGACGUUGCGGUAGCCUUCGAAAGAAACAUCAACCAGCUCCCGAACCAGCUCCGCUGCCAAUCGAAUCUACCGACGUAAGCAUACUCGUUACGGAACCCAGUCCAGAGAAUUCAGCGCCGCCUACGAGGCCAGCACUCCUUAGACGACAAUCCGCCGCCACGGUCGUUCAUGUCCUCGUGCACAGGGAGAGCGAGGAAUACCGAGACACCCAGCCCGACGACACCGUCACCAGUUGAUCUUAAAUCGUUACCGCUCGACAUCCUUCCGAAAUCAUUUCUAACGAGAGGCUGGCCUGAGACCGAUAGUUUUUUUUUAUCACCCCGCGGGGAACACCGAAAGCUUUUCCGGUUACUUCUCUCCUCUCCCCUUUUCUUUGCCAACGUCGUUCUCGCGCUGUCGAUUUCGCCCUCUGCUAAACUCCGGAGAACAAGAAUAUAUCCGAACCGGUCAACGAAUUUAAUACAACUCUUCGCUCGAACAGCUUCGUCGGCAAACCGCAGAUGUUCGGCGAACGUCGCGAGUCGACCGGUACAUCGCCGAUCUUAACGCGGUUUUUACGUAAAUCGUCGCUUUGAAAUAUCUUUUCAUAUCUUUUCAUAUCUUUGCAUACCUUUUGAUUUUCGCUUUCUUUUUAGUGGCGAGACUCUGCGGCGUUCAACCGUGAAUACCGUUCUUAGAUACUGUUUUCUAUAAUUCUUUAUAAUUCAACGUGCUAUGCGAUAAUUCUAAUGAAAUGGUAGCCUCGCACUUUCUCCAUUGCUGUUUCCAGCUACAAUCGUUACGCCGAUCAAACGCGGUCAAUUCGUUCUUUUGAACUUCGGAUUACACUUUCUCUUAGCGCAUAUGCUUAUUUUAUGAUAUUUUGUUCCUUUUCGUGUACGGUAAACGCAUAAAGGACUUUAACAAACUGUUCUUUCCAUCCGAGGUUCGGAUAUUUUUAGCGGGUCACGCGAAUCGUCACCACUCGAGGAUUCUGUUCAUCAGGAUAUUUGAUUCAUCGAGAAAAUUCAGUCGUUCUCUGGAAUUCUUGUUUAAUUUCUCACAGGAACACGGUAUUUUUACGCGAGUUUCGAGUUUCUCUACGGUGAUUUGCAAAAUUUAAUAUCAGACAGACGUGUUUUCUGUGAAUCCCUUUGCGGCGAUCAAGUUGGCUGACAUGUAAUCGUUAUGAAACUGACAAGAAACGACGUUUCUCGAAUGAUUCUCAAGUGAACGAAAAGAAAUCGGAGAAUCAAAAUGAAGCGUAAUUGUAAAAUCGCUUGAAUGUGCUGUAUCUGUUCAGAAACCAGAGUUUUCAAAUUUCUUUUACAUUAGCUUCACUUGUUACAUUACUAACGUUGCAAUGAAUAAUUAAUGGGAUUCGUGUUUAGAUAAAUGUAGAAUUACAAACACGUGUAAAGUUUCUCUCGUUGCAGAUGUGAAUAAUAUUACAAUUUCUUAAUACGCAGUAGACAUUUAAUUGCGGUAUACUUAUAGAUAAUCCAUAAAAUUAAUUUUUCCUGUGUAAACUGAGAAAUGUCGAAAAAUGAGGAUAUUCUUUUUCAAAACACUUUCAAAUUAUUAAGCACCUGUUCGAAAUUACGUCAACAUCAAACGGGCAAAGAGAAAUACAAAAUUCUAAAACGUUCGCAUUUACUUCUGAAAGGUAAUAAUGAUAAACGUAGAAUUAUGAAUUAAAUAAACUGGGCCUAUCAUUAAUUGAUCAAGUAUUAGAACGUAUUCAGAAAAGACAUUUUGUUUCUUUACCAUUUUUCAGAUAACUGUUUUACAAUAGAAGAAAUUAGCAUAUAAAAAGAUUGCUUUUAUGCUAUGCUUUAGGUCAAAAUUAACUUUUGCAUUUGAUACAGUUGCUUAUUUGUGUACGGUAUUCUUAAUGCAUAAAUUUACACGAUCAAUGUGAAGAUCCCAUUACAACAAAUGAAAAAAUUCAUCGCAUGAAAUAAAUUACAUUACCAAAUAAUUCUGAUUAUCAUUUACACUUGAUUUAACUUGUUAUCGAUACGACAGAAGAGGCUUAAAAGCAAGUUCAAUAUGAAAUACUCUAAAAUAGUAUGAUUACAUUGAUUUUAUAAUUUCUAGCAAACUCUUUGUGUAAUUUUAAUUUUCUUUACUUUAAUUCCUUAUCAAGAAAAAUAUUGUGAAUUGCUUCCAUUUUAAAUUUCUAAUCGAGUAGGAGAAACACAGAGUCCAAUUCGCAAUUACAUGACACAGAAAUGCAUUAUUCGUUAAGGCCAUCUUGUGUCUCAUUUAAAAUAAAAAAUGGAAUACGGCAGAAAAUAUUGUACAAGUACACAUUUCACUCACAGAUACGUAACUAUGAACAAAUACGAAUUAGAAAUGUAACAUGACUGGAGUAAUACGCGACUAAAAUGAAAUAAUGAUUACAAAAGGAAAAGGAGAGGGAAAAAGAACUGGAAAGGCAGGAAGACGGCAAGAGUGGGAGGGAGGGAGGAAGGGAGAGAAAGAGAGAAAGAAUGUAAUAGGUAAAGAAGGAAAGAGAAAGAGUUACAUGGAAAAAGGAACAACGAAUUUUGUAGUAAUUAGUUGGAUUUUUAUGGUAACCUUAUUGGUCCAAUACCUCUCUAUGAAUUGUGUUGUUGCCAGAGUUGAUAGUCCAUGAAAAUUGUUGCAUCGAUCAUAGUUUAAUUUAUGCGAGCAAUAUUAUUGUCCUCGUUCAAUAUGUACAUACAAAGAAUGCAUAAUACCAUUUCUGUGAAUGAAUUAAAUUUAUAUGGGAUUAUAAACCCUAUCAACAACAUGACGCAUCGAGGGCAUUGUUCAUUUCUGCUAGCAGUGCUGUCCAUGAGUGAAAGCUGUUCCGACAUUACAAUCCUCUCUUCUAUGCUGUGAAAUGUGCUUUGUUACAAAGCGCGACCCAUAACACAGCAUUAUCAAUAAUAAUGGUGUUGAUUGUACAUAAUAACGAACAAGGAAAGAAAGGGAAAAAACAAAGAAAAUAAGAGAAGAUUCAGAGCUUAUCAUGGCCAACACUGUAUUACGAUAUUUAAAUCCCAGAAAUAAGAACACAAAACUUAUUCGGUUAGACUACAAUAGAUUUUCACCUUACCUCUCUCCAUUUUCCUUUUCACAAAUACGCGUUGCCAUUAACACGCCACGACCUCUCGUCGACCUAUAGUGCCUAUUAUUAGAAAA